AUGAAGAGGAUAAAGUUAGUUGUAAUACUAUUGAUAGUCAUUAUCUUUGUUGUUGAUGUUAUUCAAUCAAGUAAAGAUGAGAUAGAACAACUAAUUGAAGAAAUAGAACAAAGGUAUCCAAAGAGGGAUAGUGAUGGCGAUGAUAAACAGAUUGUUGAGGAGUUGAAGGAUAAGUUUACAUCAAAGUUCUUCCAGAAUGUUGAUAAGAAUAGAGCAAGACAACAGCAACAUCAACAACAAGGUAAAAGACAUCACCCUAGAGAUGAUGAUGACCCCUCAAUGGAGUUGUUUAUGAAGUUAAGAGAUACUAUAAUGAACAGACAACAGAAUCCUUCUGGGGAGGACAUGGAUAGGACGCGACAGGCAUUCGAAGCACAAGCCAAAAGACCGCAUAGGUUCAGUCAACAGAAUGGACAUCGGCCACCUCCUCAUCAAGACCUCGAGGCCAAAGCAGAGCGUCACAUGCAUGGCAACCAAAAUCUACCAUUCUGGGACUUCCAUAAGGACAAAAUACGCCAUCAACAUGCCAAGGAUAAGGUUGAUGAGAUCCAUGAUGAUGAUGAUGUGGUCGAGAAGCAGGCAAGUCCAGAACUGGGUGUAGUUGGCCAGCAGGAUUCACAGUUCCAAGCACUGGAGGAGCAUGAGCAAUCAAUAUUGACAUAA
Messenger RNA from Acytostelium subglobosum LB1, 663 nucleotides. RefSeq lists its product as hypothetical. Bases 1 to 663 code for a protein of 220 amino acids. The transcript has 2 exons. The record is from RefSeq and is a predicted model, not a curated record. NCBI's taxonomy places the organism in Eukaryota, Evosea, Eumycetozoa, Acytosteliales, Acytosteliaceae.